Messenger RNA from Dictyostelium discoideum AX4, 1788 nucleotides. RefSeq names its product WD40 repeat-containing protein (gene cdc40). Gene Ontology annotation, biological process: mRNA splicing, via spliceosome. Bases 1 to 1788 code for a protein of 595 amino acids. The transcript has a single exon. Gene Ontology annotation, cellular component: catalytic step 2 spliceosome. Lineage: Eukaryota; Evosea; Eumycetozoa; Dictyosteliales; Dictyosteliaceae. The record is from RefSeq and is a predicted model, not a curated record.
AUGGAUUUAUUAACAGCAUACGAUGACUCUGAUGAAGAAGAGUUAACAAAUACAAAUACAAAUACAAAUACGAAUACAACCACAACCACAACAACAACAACUACAACUACAACAGAAACUACACCAACAAUAAAUAACAACAACAACAACAACAAUAAUAAUAGUAAUAAAACUAUAACAUCAUUUAAACCAAGUAAUUUAGCACCAAUAGUAACAUCAAUAAGAGUUGUAGAAAAUAAAAUUAAUCCAAAUGAUAAGAUAUUAUUAUAUAAUCCAACAGUGGAAAGUUUAGAAGGUGAUAUAUUUGGACCAAAGAAACCAUUUUCAUCAAAUGAUAAAAAAUUAGAUCCUAAAUUUAAAAAUCAUACAAAUGGUUUGGUUGAAGAUUAUCAUAUAAAUGAUUAUGCAUUCAAUCAACAGGUAUUAUCAUUUAAAACUAAUGGUUAUUCAGAGAAUCCAAAUAAUAGUACAGAGUUUAUUGGUCAUAGAAAAGAUGAAAAUGAUCAUACCAAAAAGAAUAAUAAUAAUAAUAAAAAUAAAGAUAAAAGAAAAAGAAAUAUAACAGAUGAUCCAUCAAAUGUUAAUGGAUAUUUAGGACCAUGGGGCACCACUAAAGCAGAAUUAGAUUUUAAACAAGGUAGAGAGAAUGAUAUGGUUUCAAUUGAAACUGAUUUAACUGAACAACAAAGAGCAUUUAUGGAUUCACGUGUUAAAAAACAAAAAGGUAAAGAUGAAGAAGGUGGUGAUAUUGAUUCAACUGCGGCAGCUUUAUCAAAUACAUCAAUAUUUCAUGGUAAAUCAAAGAAGGAUUAUAUGGGUAGAUCUUGGGUUGACCCACCAAGUGAUCUUAGAUUGGUCACACCUGAUACAUUUGUACCAAAGAAAUUGAUUCAUAAUUAUACUGGCCAUACCAAAGGUGUUGCUGCUAUUAGAUAUAUACCAAAGUAUGGUCAUUUAUUAUUAUCAGCUGGUAUGGAUAAUACUGUAAAGAUUUGGGAUGCCUAUGGCGACCGUCGUUGUAUUCAAACCUAUAUGGGCCAUUCACAGGCAGUUAGGGAUAUUUGUUUCUCAAAUGAUGGUCGUAGAUUCCUAAGUUGUGGAUAUGAUCGUCAGACUCGUCUUUGGGAUACAGAGACUGGUAAGAUACUAAGUUCAUUCACAAAUGGUAAAAUACCCUAUUGUAUCAAAUUCAAUCCAGAUGAUGAUAAACAAGAACAAUUCCUUUGUGGUGGUUCCGAUAAGAAAAUCAUUCAAUGGGAUAUCAAAUCCAAUCAAAUCGUUCAAGAGUAUGAUCAACAUUUAGGCGCUGUCAAUACAAUUACCUUCUUGGAUGACAAUCGUAGAUUCGUCACCUCUAGUGAUGAUAAAUCAUUACGUGUUUGGGAUUGGGGUAUUCCAGUGGUCAUUAAAUAUAUUAGUGAUCCUUCAAUGCAUAGUAUGCCUGCCGUUGCAUUACAUCCAAAGGGUAAAUGGUUCGCAGCUCAAUCUUUAGAUAAUCAAAUCUUAAUCUAUAGUGCUCGUGAUAGAUUCCGUAUGAAUAAAAAGAAACGUUUCUUGGGUCAUAAUGUUUCUGGUUACGCUUGUCAAUUAGGUUUCUCUCCUGAUGGUAAAUUCAUUUAUUCGGGUGAUUCAACUGGUAAAGCUUUCUUUUGGGAUUGGAAAACUUCAAAAAUCAUUAAAACAAUUAAUGCUCAUAAUAAUGUUUGUAUUGGUAUUGAAUGGGCUCCCUUAGAACCUUCAAAAGUUGCAACUUGUAGUUGGAAUAAUGAAAUUAAACUGUGGGAUUAA